UCAUUGGUCUGUUUCACAUGUCUGCUGAUGUGCCGGGUUUAGGCAGGUUUUUUUUAUUAUUUCGCAACACAACAGCAUUUAGCAUUUAGCAUUUGAGUGCUGUUUGUUUAUGUAAUCUCUUUUCCGCGGUGUCAUUAGGGGUUUCCUGGGCACUGCUAGCCUUAUUCAAAAAGGGUGGAGACUGAUCUAGACGUAGCAACGUUACAUCCAUCCAUACGUGGCUAACAAACGUUAGCUAGCUGCUCAGUCGAUAUUCACCGUACCGUCAGAAUGGGUGAGGAAAUUAACGACAACCUCAUAAAUACAGGGAAUUGCUCUGAUAAUAACACCAGUGUUGGGGAAAACGGCGAAACAGUGGAGAGUGGUGUACAGUAUUACACAUUAGAAGACAUAAGAUUGCAUAAUAUGUGCAAUGACACAUGGCUCAUCAUCCACGAUAAAGUAUACGACAUCACAGGUUUCCUUGAAGAGCAUCCGGGAGGUGAGGAGGUUUUGCUGGAGCAGGCAGGUGCAGACGCCACAGAGAGCUUUGAGGAUGUGGGUCACUCCACAGAUGCCAGGGAGAUGCUCCAGCAGUACUACAUUGGGGAGCUUCACAUGGAUGACAGGAAAAAGGUGACAACAAAGGAGGUAAAUGUCACAAAUUCAGGAGAGUCCAGUGGUUGGACCACGUGGUUGAUACCUGCUGUCGUCGCGAUCGCUGUUGGUUUCAUGUAUCGUUACUACAUGCUCGAACACAAGUCCUCUUGAGUGCUGGCGUCCUGCUUCCAUCUCUUUCUGUUCAUCUGGAGGCCUUGAGAUGUUUGACCAAAUCCUCCUUACAUCCAACGCACACAAAUUAGGAGUGUCUGCAUCUGCAACAAGAAAAGGAGGGGAGUAGUUUGAUAAAGUACUUUUGUCCUUGUCCGUCUACAUAGAGUGCACCAAAUAGACAGUUGGGCAGAGACUUUAUUAAAUUGGCUGCCUUCAGUUUCUUUGUGUUUCAUUGUCACUAUGCCUGUAUGUCAUUCAUGUUAAAUGUUGUCUUUAACUUAAACUUUCAUAUGCAUUUGACCCAGUUUGUAUGGUUAUUACAUAUUUGCCCUCUGAGAGAAAGGUUUUGUUAACAGCCUGGUUCACCUGCACCAUCAUGAAGUAUGCACAGUGGUGAUACAAUCAGGGUAAUCGUUAACAGUGACCAUUCUACUUUUUACUCUGAAUUCUAUCUUUCAGUACAUUUUCUUAGUUUUAAUAAAGAGAGAAAUGUUACUGCUACCCUACUCCCAGUAAGAAUCACAAGUUUAUUCCAUUCACUCCUUACUGCACAGUUCUCAGCUGCAUUCAUCAUUUGGUUGUAAAUGCAUAAUCUUUCCAAUUAUCUAAAUGCACUGUCAGAUUUUUGUGUGUAGUUGGUGAAUUAUAUUGUAUCAGUGAUUAUUUAAGAUAGCAUGAGUUCAGAAUAUUUUCUACAGGAAUUUGUGUAAAUGUUCAAAAUACUGACCAAUAGAUAAAUAUAAAUUUAUGUAGUAUGUAAGAGUACAGUAAUAUUUUAUUAUGCAGAAAUAAUAGCUGACAGUGAAUGACUGAGUGGAGACCCUUGAAAGAAGAGACGUAUUUGUUCUUUGAUUGUUCUGUCCUUAAAUUUGAUCUCACUAUGCCAUUUGUUAUUUAACUUUGUUUCAUUCUAAUGCAUCUUAACAGAGUGUUCUAGAUGAAUGGUGCUGGCAGACUGUCACUGGAGGGUUUGAAUUAUAUAGAAUGAAGUCUCGUGUGUGUUUCCUGUUUGGCAGCUGUUGGUAAAUUGAAUGACUUGCCAGUUGAAAUUAGAGCCAUAGAUGAGCCACAGUUGGUUACGACACAUAUUUAAUAAUCUGUUUUAGUUGCUCAGCCUUUUUGAAAUUUCUUGGUUGCUGUUCAGAAGAGAAGAGCUUUGCAUCAUGCAGUUUGCUGUAUAUCCUGAAAUAAACCAUUUAUUUCAUAUUACUAUUGAAAACAUUUUCAUCUACAAAGGUCAUAACAAUUUGAAAAACACUUAUCACCUGUCCAUUCACAAAAGUUCCAAAUUUCUGAAUAUAACUUGCUGCUAUUUUUACAGGUGACUACAAAUUUACUCAGACGUCGAAGUGUAGUUGGUUGACUAUAAAUAUCUGCCAUCUCUUUACAUUUCAGCUGCCAUUUCCUGUCAUUAAAAUUAUCUUUGAAUAAAAUUAAUCUUUCUGAAA
Molecule: messenger RNA, 2201 nt
Organism: Lates calcarifer (barramundi perch)
Lineage: Eukaryota; Metazoa; Chordata; Actinopteri; Centropomidae
Product: cytochrome b5
Exons: 5
Coding region: 271-750 (159 amino acids)
Cellular component (GO): membrane; intracellular membrane-bounded organelle
Molecular function (GO): heme binding
Source: RefSeq, a predicted model, not a curated record